CAGGCUUCAAGUUGUGUGUGUCGUUCUUCAGAUGCUGAAUAACUGAAACAAUAUUUUAAUAUUUGUUUGAGGAGAGAAUUUGGGGCAGGCAGGGCAGCACUGAUUGGUGCAGUGGCUAUGAUGUCAUGGUUCAGCCCAUCAACUGUGGAAUUUUACAGGAAUUGGCCAUCCAUAGCAGUGGCAAAUCUCAAGAUGUCCUCUUUUGAGAGUGCUGUCCUUUUACUUCUUUCUGUGGGAUACUUAUGUCAAUCAAGCAGAACACCACUGGAGAAACUGGCAGACAACAAACUGUGUGCAGAUAUGGAGUGUUCAUAUGCUAUCUCGCUGGCAAUGGCUUUGGAGGAUUAUGUUGCCCCUGAUUGUAGGUUUAUUAACUUGAAACGGGGUCAGAUGAUCUAUGUGUACUCCAAAUUACUGCCAGCAGAGGGUGGUGGAAUAUUCUGGUCGGGAAGUGUUUAUAGUGAACGAUAUGUGGACCAAAUGGGCAUCAUCGGAUUCUUCCCUGUGAAUUAUGUCAAUGAGACAUACACCUUCCAGCGUGAUACAGUCAAACUUCCAACAACUGACACAGAAUUCAUCUGUAUUUAAGAAGAGAGAGCAGAUGAUUUUCUAAAUUUUGGUAGCUUCUUAGUUUAGACCUAAACCCUCCCAGGUGAGGAUUUAUCAGGUAUCUCGUUAUUUGUCUUUGAACAAUGUUACAUUUGAAAGAGUGAGCUUAGCUAAAUUAAGAGCGCCACAUACUCGACGCACCCAACCUGUAGCAGGACAAUGUGACGUCACAGAAGCGCCGUAACCAUUUAU
This is a messenger RNA of Alosa alosa (allis shad), 801 nucleotides long. Its product is annotated as otoraplin-like. NCBI's taxonomy places the organism in Eukaryota, Metazoa, Chordata, Actinopteri, Clupeiformes, Clupeidae. The record is from RefSeq and is a predicted model, not a curated record. Gene Ontology annotation, biological process: cartilage condensation. Bases 118 to 588 code for a protein of 156 amino acids. Gene Ontology annotation, molecular function: protein binding. The transcript has 5 exons.